This is a messenger RNA of Durusdinium trenchii, 2141 nucleotides long. Lineage: Eukaryota; Dinophyceae; Suessiales; Symbiodiniaceae. The record is from the annotation of a GenBank genome assembly.
CCGUCAUAAAGAGCCCAAAGCCACUGGUAUAAGGAUAUAUUCAGCACCCAGCUAUACCAGAACCCUCAUGGUUUUGAGUGUAUUUUUUCUGCACUGGAAGUACCAGUCAGCAGCAAUCAGAGUGGUGCAAGUUGCGCCGAUGCCGAUGGUGAAUCGGCUAUGUGGCUCCAGGCGCCUUGGCUCAGUGCGCUGGCACUCCUGUUGCCCUGCAGCUUUGGCACUCCGAACCAAGACCGGAUCUUCAAAUACAGGUCAUACAGGGAAACCCACAGCUUCUUUGAGCAAUUGCAAGAGAAGUAUCCAAACCUGGUGGAGCUUUGGUAUGCCCAGGAUAUUUUUCCUGAGAUUCUUCCGCGCAAGAUUACUUGGGGCACCUGCGAAGGUGAACCAUGUAAGACUCUGAUCGUUCGCAUUGCCAACAAGCGACUCUUGACCAAUUCAACACCAGAGGUUUUUUUUAGUGGAGCCCUUCACGGUGAUGAAAGGCUUGGUCCCGCCACCGUCACCGAGCUCGCAAGCUUUCUUUGUGAGGAGUAUGGGGUUGACACCCAGGUGCGGCGCUUGGUGGAUUUCCGAGCAACGUGGAUCAUGCCCAUGACCAAUGCCUUUGGCUACGCAGCUCAUCGCCGCGAGGAGAACUCGAUGGACCCUAAUCGGGACUUCCCAUAUUUGCAUACCAGGCCAGAGAGAUGCAUGCAGACUCAGACUGCGCGAGCAGUGAAUGAGCUCUUUCGCCGGCAUCUCUUCCAGUUCAUGAUUACCUUCCACGGGGGAAUGAGAGCGUUGACCUACGAGUGGGGAUCCAGGAAUCAUAUGACCAUGCCACAGAGAAGAUCCACAGAACCGCCUGAUGAGACGGCCUUUCGGGAGGUGGGCCAAGCGAUCCAGGCUGCGGCAGGAAAGACCCUUCACCGACGAUGGUUUUAUCCAUUGGGGCGGAUCAAUGAUUUGGUCUACCCAGUAGAAGGAGGCAUGGAGGAUUGGUCCUACGCAGCAGGCUGGGAGAAGUCACCUACGCCCAUCACAGUUUGCAAACCGAAUACCUAUGGUGGCUAUGCUGAGGAGCGGACAAAGUAUCGCCGCGACAGCAUCAGCACACUGGUCUAUUUGGCAGAAAUGGAUAACUACAAAACUGCCCCAGACAAUUCGCUUGGGCAUCGCCUGGAGAUCUGGAGCCCCAGCGCGACCAACGGGCAUAUCGCUCGGAACCUUCGCAUGUGCCUGAAGACAAUCGAGAUGACACGCCCAGAGGUGGUGGUGUUGCCACCUUCCAUGCCUUCUAGUGCAGGUGAUGGAGCAACAUCUCUCAGUGUUCAAAUCUAUGGCUUUGGGUGUCAUCAGAUGACGGCCAGGUUGGUAGCAGUUCCGAGCAGUGUGGUACCUGGUUGCUUGGUUGGCGAGGACGGGGGUGACUUGGAGCAGGAGCAGUUUCAGCAGAUCCUACAAAAGUCGGUAAAAAUGGACGCGACAGAAGGGCACUGCCGUGGUUUGUCACUUUGGAAUGCUAGCACUCCACCGCCAAGAGUUCUUCAAGGGGCAGUGCCAACUGGAGAAGAGGUGUGUGUGCUGAUCGCUGCAGAGUUCGAUCAACAGUGGGCCCGGCAAACGCGGCCCGAUCCUCUCGUCACGCCACGAUCCCAUGCAGCCCGAGGGAGAUUGGAGGAGCGCUACCAAGUGAAGGCCAAUGAUGGCCCGAUGAUGAUCAAAGCUAGACGUACAAAGCUGUUUGCGGUGGGCGGUCCUAUUCGCCUGGAGGCUACAUCCGCAACAACCAUGACAGCAAAGGACACCGUUGAUCAGCCGGCCCUAGCAAUCAGUGAGGAGACCACGAUGGCCACAUCGGAUCCUCACACUUCACUUGGCUCAUCCAUUUGGCAGCAGGCCAGACUUGUACCGACCACGACCUUUGUCAACCUCCAUCCACGACCCGAAGAGCCUGAGGACGUGACCUAUGCCCAGGACUUCUUCUCGAUUGCCGCGAUUUCGUUUGCGCUGUCGAUUGCAAUGGGCUGCGCCAUGCUUCUGCGCAAUCGACAAGAGGUCGCAAUCAAAGCGAAUGUGAAAGAUGCCCAAACUCGUUCUGAACUAGCAGAAAUGGUGGGCAAAGAUCCCAUCUGAAAUAGAAUAUAAAUUCGAUAUAG